GCUUGUGUAAUUGUUAGUUUAGGACAUUUUUGAAACCAAGGCUCACUGUAAAUUUCACAAUUAAAUGCUGAAGAAAGAAACGCUAAUAUAGAAAUAUCGGAACAACACAAUCACACUCAGCACGCAUUGAAGACAUCUGAGGAUUUUCAAGUCAACAUUUAUCCUUUAAAUCUCCUAUGUUUUUUUAUUUACUCCUUUUAUAAAGGAUGACUGCUGUUUGAAAGGAAACACGGUUAUUCUAACAUAUGCUAAAUUGAGUAAAUAUCAAACAGUUGUUAUAACACUCGUGCAUACAUAUGUGGAAAGUAUCAAUGGUCUAUGAUGUGCUAAGAAUUUUGUACUUGUAUUAAUUCGUAAACCAACAUUAACUAUAUUGUUCAUUUAUAUAUUGUGUACACAAGCUUUGUGAGAAAGAGUUAGUGAACAAAGAUAUAAGGUACCAAGAACCGUUCUGUGAUAUCUAUGUUAACACUUAAAUAAUUGAAAAGACUAAAAAUUUCUAAAUAUAAGUAUAUAUAUAUUGUGGUGAAACGGAAGUGAACAUAAAAAAGAAAUUAAGUAAUUGUUUCAAGAAAAGAGGAAUUCUUAUAUGUGAAGAUUAUACUUAAAGUUGUGCGAAUUUGAAACAAUGUCCAACAAUCCUCAGUGGAAAACGUUCCAGCCGCCAAUCAUGAACUCUGACCCUGCAAUACUUGAUUAUAAGUCUGUGGCUAUACCUAGUCCCAAAGUUAUAAUGGGAUCGCAUCAAACAGCAACUAAUAUCUACAGAAAUGGUACCAACUAUGGUAGUGACCAUUAUAUGACGGAUUCGACUAAUACGCAAAAAUCGCGUAAAGAACUUUCUAGUUUUCCUUUCGGAACAUUUACCGGAAUGGAAGGAAAUGCUGGUUAUACAGAAGACCCAUCAACAAAUAAUUCCACUUAUCAAGAUCAAUCUGCUAACCAAGGACCACGAGAAACAGGAAUAAUUGAAAAAUUAUUACAUUCUUAUGGUUUUAUACAGUGCUGUGAAAGACAAGCAAGAUUGUUCUUUCAUUUUAGCCAAUUUAGCGGUAACAUAGAACAUUUAAGAAUUGGAGAUCCAGUUGAAUUUGAAAUGACUUAUGACCGACGAACAGGAAAACCUAUUGCUAGUACAGUCAGUAAGAUUUCUCCGGAGGUGGUGCUAAGCGAAGAACGAGUUACUGGGCUCGUAACUACAUCAGUAUACACGAGUAGUGACACAGGGCGUAUUAGUUACGAAAACAGAGGAGAAUGUUUUUUUUUGCCAUAUACAAAAGAUGACGUAGAAGGAAAUGUUACUUUGGCUACUGGUGACAGAGUGUCAUUUCAAAUUGCUACUAAUCAACGUGGAAAUUUGGGUGCAUGUCAUGUAAGAUUGGAAAAUCCAGCACAUCCAGUUCGCUAUCGUGGAGUAGUAUGCUCGAUGAAAGAAAACUUUGGCUUUAUUGAACGUGCUGAUGUAGUUAAAGAGAUUUUCUUCCACUUUAGUGAAGCUAAAUCUAUGAAAGAAGAACUUAGAUUAGGAGAUGAUGUUGAAUUUAUAAUACAAACUCGAAAUGGAAAAGAAGUAGCUUGUAAUAUUACUAAGUUACCACCUGGUUCUAUAGUAUUUGAAAAAGUCUGCAAUGAUGUAGUAAAGGGACAGGUAUUAAAGCCUUUAGAAAGAGGCACUGCUGCUCGUCAUCAAAAUGAUCCAUUACCUGGAAGAAUUCGUUAUAGAGAUGCCCGUCAUUGUGAAGUCGAAAUUCCGUUUGGAGAUAAAGAUCAAAAAGGAGAUUUUACUCUUAGACAUGGGGACUGGGUCCAAUUUCGUAUUGCUACGGAUACUAGAGAUCAACUCAAAAGAGCUACUGAAAUAUUGUUGUUACCUGAAUCUUUUACUGUAUCCGGUGAAAGACGAGAACAAGGCAUUAUUGCUGCUCUCAAAGAUGGGUUUGGUUUCAUUCGUUGUGCAGAUCGAGAGUUAGCGCGUUUAUUUUUUCAUUUCAAUGAGGUUCUUGAUGUUGAUAGAGAAAUUAGUGUAGGAGAUGAAGUUGAGUUUACAGUUAUUCAAGAUCCUUCUUCAUCAUUUUCGAGUAAUCGACAAAGUGCAAUUAGGUUGAAACAUCUACCAGCUGGUACAGUUCAAUUUGAAACAAUCAUAGAAAAAGAUUUGGUGGGUACUAUAAUUCAAGGUGUAAGCGGUUUGUUACCUGGUCUCAUUGGAUACGUGAAGGAAAAUCAACAUAAGAGUGUUAUUUUCUUCAUUAAAGAUUGUGAUCCAAAAAAUAUUCCGAAAGUAGAUGAAAAGGUUCAAUUUAGUAUUUGUCAAGUAAAACGAAAUAAAGAACUUGUUGCUGUUGACAUAUCUCUAGUGAAUUCUUUUGGUGAGAAGACUCCAAAUGGUAACAAAAAGUUAAAUGGUCAAAUUUGUCAGGGCUUUAUUGCUGCUCUCAAAGAUGGAUUUGGUUUUAUUGAGACUGUGAAUCACGAUAAAGAAAUAUUUUUUCACUUCAGCAAUUUUGAAGGAGACGCUAGUACAUUGGAAGUAGGAGCUGAUAUUGAAUGUAUAAUCAGUUCUGGAAAUGGUAGAGGAAACGGUGGUUGUGUUGCCGCGGAUUAUGUUAAAUUAGUACCUCGUGGAAGCAUUCCUAGGCCAAUACCAGUUAGCGAAGUGCUUGAUGGAACGGUCGUGAGACCAUUACGAAGUGCAAAUCCUGAUCAGGCAGAGUAUGCUGGUUUGAUAAAGAUAAACGCUACUAACGAAGACGAAGACACACCAGAAUACGAGUUUAGAAUUAUGGGAUUGGUUAAUAAACGCGAGCUACUGCAGGCUGGUGACCCUGUUCAAUUACAGGUUGAUUCAGCAGGGCAUGCUUGUAAUAUUGUAGCGGUUAGAAAAAAGAGAAGAGCAACAGUGGAUGCAGUGAAAGGUCUUUUCGGUUUUCUUGCCUAUGAAGUUGAUGAGGGUAAGAAAUUAUUCUUUCACAUGAGUGAAGUUCGAGACCAUGCGAUACUUCAACCAGGAGACCCGGUUGAAUUUGUUUUGAUUACGAAUCAACGUACUGGUAAAUCGUCUGCAUGCAAUGUAACACGAAUAAGCGAUUCAGUCCAACAACGACCCGAACGUUUGAUCAGCCGAUUGCGGACUACAUCUAUGGAAGACACAGGUCCUAAAUUAACGGUAGUUAGGCAACCAAGGGGGCCAGACGGUACGCGUGGAUUUAGUCAAGAAAGAUCCCAGCAUACCCCUGGUGCCAUUCAAGAGUAAUGUUGUAUCGAAACGGUUACUGCUUAUCCAAAUUGUAAUCUACAUUACUUGUUUUUAGUCCAUACACUUCGGUACCGAGAUUAUUAUUAUCAUAAGCAUGAUCGUAAACAUUUGCCAAAUUGAGACUAAUGUGACAACAAUAAUAAUAUUGAUAAUAAUCAAUUGGAUUAUGAACUUGUUGAGAAAAGAAAAGAAUAUAAAAUAAAAAAAUACAACGAGUCAUUUUAUCAUCUUAUAAAAUAUAAAAAUGAUUAGGGAGGUGAUUUGUCUGAACUAUUUAACUUAACUAAAAAAUCUACCGGAAAUCAUAUUUUCUUUGCAACACCACAUAAUAGUUCUGCUGAGAAUUCUAAACAAGUGUUGUAGAAUAUUCAAGAACUUUUAAAUUGCUACUCCCUAUGAAAAUUUUACGAACAUUUCCUUCCUUUGGUUUAUCAUAACUAAAAACAUAGAUUGAAAAAUAAUUUAAUAUUGAACCGUUGACAACCUGCCCAUUGAUAAUAUUCAAAGAUAAUGUCUCGUCUGAUUUUAUAAAAAUAUACGUACAUGUUGAUACAACAUUUAUUUAUAUCAUUUUCUUUAGAAUAUUUGUUUUACCUAUAAUGUACACUACAAUCAGUUUAAAAUGUACAAUAGACGAAACUGAAGUCACAUGCAAAUUCAUCAUAUAUAUAAAAUACUGAUUGGCUAUAUAAUCAAAAAGGAAGAAGAAAAUGUAUCCGCAUCACUUGCUGAAACUUGCGAAUUGAAAUCAUUUUAUAGUGGAAGGAGGAGACUUAUAUUUCAUUGUAUGAAUCAUUGUAACGUGUAACUCUGUUGAAAAAAGAGAAUAUCAAUGAAUUUGUAAAAGAAGUUAACAACUGGCCAAUUGUUUGUCCUAGAUAAUAUAUAAUAUAUAAAUAUAUGUACAUGCAGUUAAGUUCCUGAUACAGUCUCGUGUUGUAAAAUCAAACUAGUAUUACGAAUUCAGUCGAUUCAUACUACAAAAAUAAAAAAAACUACAAAACAGUACUUAUACGAAGAGUAACAGAAUCGAUUUUUACAAGUUUUGCCAUCAGAAACAGCAAGUGAGGUACACGUGGCAUUAUGUAGAAAUAGAUGAAAGGAAUACAAAUAAGAACAAAGUGCGUAACAAGCACGAUACAAACUAAGCGUUUGUUUGACAACUCAUGGAUCCAACACAUCAUGUGCAUACAUAUUGUAAAAUUAUUGAUGAAUAAACAGUGAAAAUGUCAAACCUCUCUUCUUUGUCUUAAAAUACGAAAUAGUUUAGUAACUGUGUUUCUUUAAAACAAUAUUCACUGUAGUAAAUAAGUGUUUUCGACUUUUGCCAUAUUUCUAUAUUGACAAUUUGUAAUAAAUAUUUAUAAAUAAUAAUGUGCAAAAAUAUUAUGAUAUAUACAAUAUGUAUUUAUUAUGUAUGUACAAAGAUGUGGAAAUUGUUACAAAACGUGUUCAUUUUUUUGUAUUUAAUAACAUGUAUUUGAUUUUUAGUAGGUAAGAAUAAGAAGCAUUGUAGAUUAGAUUACAACACAUUCGUAGGGGAACGGCCCUCGGAGACGUAAAUGAUUCAGUCCUGGACAAGCUGGAAAAAGACAUAAUCAUCUGAUUAAAUAGAACUUUUUAAAUCUCUUAUUAUUAUAUAUAGUGUGUAAAUUUUUAUUUUAAUAUUUAACAUUAGGUAAUACGUUAUUCAUACUAUUAGCUAGUUGAUAAUGUAUUUAUGAUUACAUUUGGAAUUGAAUGUAAUCAAAUAUAAUAAGGCUGCAAUGUAUAAAUGUAAUCAACCUUAACCGGUAACGUUUACACGUUACUAAACGUUAUAUACUAACGUUUGUCACAGAGUGGCCCAUAAUAACCGGUUCCUUCGCAGCGACAUUUAAAUCCAGGAUCUGACGAUAUUUGUAUGCAAGAUCCCUCGUUCAAGCAAGGUUUUAAUCUGUAGCACGUAUCACUACGCUUGCCUGAAAAAAAAAUUAUACAAUAAUAACUGUAACUAUACGUUCUUGACAUUUAUAUGAGAGUACAACAAAAUAGACUAAAAUUUCCUGUUAA
Messenger RNA from Megalopta genalis, 5308 nucleotides. It is a transcript of the gene Unr, whose product is annotated as cold shock domain-containing Unr. NCBI's taxonomy places the organism in Eukaryota, Metazoa, Arthropoda, Insecta, Hymenoptera, Halictidae. The record is from RefSeq and is a predicted model, not a curated record. Gene Ontology annotation, molecular function: nucleic acid binding.